Carassius carassius (crucian carp) is the source of this 1246-nucleotide messenger RNA. RefSeq lists its product as uncharacterized. Lineage: Eukaryota; Metazoa; Chordata; Actinopteri; Cypriniformes; Cyprinidae. The record is from RefSeq and is a predicted model, not a curated record. The transcript has 10 exons. The coding region runs from base 26 to 1099 and encodes 357 amino acids.
CGCAAAGUUGUCUUUUCUCUCCUUCAUGACCUUGAUUAAUGAAAUAUGGAAAUAUGUUGGAUUUUACAUAGUUAUUUUUGAACAAGAAAAUGCAAUUGCUGUGGCGCCUGCAUUAUGGGUAGAGGAGGUGAAUGGGGUUCUGAUUUGCUACUGGCCCCGUAGAAACGCUGCUGCCAUGGCAAAGGCCUCCCAAAGGCCAGAUAAGGAGCUCUGGAAGCGGCACAAAAUAAGAAUACUCUCCGAGACUGACAACUAUAAGACAGCCAGAGAACGAGCCAAAAAAGCUGUAGAAAGUUCAAACGUGGACACAGAAGAAGAGGUGCUAAAAGAGCGGAAAAAAAAAGUACCAUCAAAAUACUGGACCGAGAGUGAAGGAGAAUGUGAGAUUCCUACCAAAAAAAGGAGAAAAAUGUCAACAUCCUCUCAGAAGCCAUCAAGCCUCCCAAAGCCUCCAAGUUACAAACCACCUACUGACAUCACAGCUCACUCACCUGAGGAAGAUGAGCCAUCCCUUCCAAAUCUUUCAGCUAAUAAUACUUUUCAUGAUUUCCAGCAUCUCAUCGAACAAUCUGAGCAGCGGAUGCUCCUCGCAAUUGAGAGAAUGUCAACAGAUAUUUCCAAUUCUAUUGAGCGUCUGAUCCAGGCUAUUCAACAGAAUCGUCCUGGUCCGGCAACCAUCACAACACCACCACAGGAGACCAUUGAGAGGCCCUGCAAAACAUUGCAGGAGCUGCAAGCUUUCCUAUUAAAACUUGAGGGCCCAGAAGGGAAAAAAAGGAUGAUACAGUUUUUGAGCCUGAUGGGAGGUAGCAACAUUGGAGACGCUGUGAGGAGAAUCCUUCGGAAAAUAGCCACCAAUGAGGCCUGGUCAAAUUACAGCCUGAAAGGCCGAAAAGGAAAACUGACCUUCAUUGGGACAGCCCUCCACCAUAUUGUUUUAAGUGCUUGUGCCAAACAAUUUCCGAAACACACAGAAAAGGAAAUUGAUACAUGUAUAGGGGAAACCCUCAAACAUGCACCUCACCGUGUCAAGUUGGUCGCAACACCUGCAGCGGAAGAAGAACUUCGGGCACCUCCUGAGGAUGGAGACAGUGACUGAUACACACACACACACACACACACACACACACACACACACACAGUAUAUAUUUAAUAUAAAUUAUUGUUUUUGUUAUUUGUUGUUCACCAUUUACGCAACAUAAAAUGAAUAUAAAUAUGUGUUCUUGUUGUUAUUACUGUUUCCUAA